This is a messenger RNA of Morone saxatilis (striped sea-bass), 3197 nucleotides long. RefSeq names its product VANGL planar cell polarity protein 2 (gene vangl2). Lineage: Eukaryota; Metazoa; Chordata; Actinopteri; Moronidae. Gene Ontology annotation, cellular component: plasma membrane. The coding region runs from base 526 to 2106 and encodes 526 amino acids. Gene Ontology annotation, biological process: establishment of planar polarity; multicellular organism development; Wnt signaling pathway, planar cell polarity pathway. The record is from RefSeq and is a predicted model, not a curated record. The transcript has 8 exons.
CACACUCAGCAGAUGCUCCGCCGGGAUGAGCUGCGUGUCGCUGCCUUUUGUGCGGCUCCGGUGCUUCGACUUGAGAUGCGAUUUGCAGCCGAAAACAAAAACCCACCCCGAACCAAAAACCUCUACUGCGUCCACACCGAGGAGUCGAGUUACAGAAUACAACGCUUUAUGAAUGAGAGCGGAAACUGCGGACAACCGAGAGUCGGGAGAAAGUGAAUUUUGGAGCAUUUGGAGGCAUUUUGAGUCGGAAACGAUCCGCUCCGAACUGCCGCUGCUGCUGCGGGUGGUAGUGGAGGUGGUGGUCUGCUCUUUGUGCUGCGGGGGUCGCAGCCCUUUUUCCUUUUGGGUAGAAAGGCCUCCAAGAUAGAUUCCCUCAGGAGUAAAGUGGACUUGCUGCGCCUCCCUCUGGCCCUCUCCUCCAAGUCCAUCAGCAAUCGCAAGAGCCAGCUGGGCGUGGUCUGGGAGAAAGGCGGCGGCUCGGGGGCAGGAGGAGCCAGGAAACCCCGCCCACCGCCAGCCUCCGACAUGGACAACGAGUCGACGUACUCGGGCUACUCCUACAAGUCGUCCCACUCACGAAGCUCCCGCAAACACAGGGAGAGAAGGGACAGGCAUCGCUCAAAGAGUCGGGACAUCGGUAUCCGGGGAGACAAAUCGGUGACCAUCCAGGCUCCCACGGAGUCGUUGCUGGACGCCGAGUCCACCAGAGGAGACGACAGGGAUGACAACUGGGGCGAGACCACCACGGUGGUCACUGGCACCUCCGUGGACAGCAUCUCCAACGAGGACCUGACGCGGCUCUCUAAGGACCUUGAGGACUCCUCGCCGCUGGAGUGCCGCCGGUAUCUCGGCCCAGCGUUGGGCGCGGUCCUGGGGUUCUUUGCUCUCGUCACUCCCCUGGCCUUCUUGGCCCUCCCACAGCUGCUGUGGCGGGACACGCUGGAGCCUUGCGGCACACCGUGUGAAGGUCUUUACAUUUCUCUGGCCUUCAAGCUCCUGAUCCUCCUCAUCUCCACCUGGGCGCUGUUUCUCCGCCCGCCCAGAGCCACUCUGCCACGCUUCUUCAUCUUCCGCUGUCUGCUGCUGGCAUUGGUCUUCCUCUUUGUGGCAUCGUAUUGGCUCUUCUACGGGGUGCGGGUGCUGGAGCCCAGGGAGACGGACUACAGGGGGAUUGUGGGAUAUGCAGCAUCUCUGGUGGACGCGCUGCUGUUCAUUCAGUACCUGGCCCUGGUGCUGCUGGAGGUCAGACAUCUGCAGCCUGCUUUCUGUCUGAAGGUUGUGAGGACCACAGAUGGAGCUAGUCGCUUCUACAACGUGGGUUAUCUCAGUAUUCAGCGGGCAGCAGUGUGGGUUCUAGACCAGUACUACAGUGACUUCCCGGUCUAUAACCCCGCCCUGCUCAAUCUGCCCAAGUCUAUCCUCUCCAAGAAGAUGUCUGCCUUCAAAGUCUACAAUCUAGGGGAAGAGAACAGCACAAAUAACUCCACGGGGCAGUCCAGAACCAUGGUUGCAGCCGCUGCUCGGAGAAGAGAUAACUCCCACAAUGAGUACUAUUACGAGGAGGCGGAGGUGGAGCGGAGGGUCCGCAAACGCAAAGCCAGACUUGUGGUGGCAGUAGAAGAAGCCUUCACCCACAUCAAGCGUUACCAGGAAGAAGAGGCGACCACGUCCUCCCCGAAACACCCGCGGGAGGUGAUGGACCCCAGGGAGGCGGCCCAAGCCAUCUUUGCCCCCAUGGCACGAGCCAUGCAGAAAUACCUCCGCGCCACCAGGCAGCAGUUCUACCAUAGCAUGGAGAGCAUCAUCAACCACCUGCAGUUCUGCAUCACGCACAACAUGACCCCCAAGGCUUUCCUUGAGCGUUACCUCAGCCCAGGGCCCACCCUCCAGUACCUAGACACCAGCAGGGGACGCCAGUGGACACUAGUGAGUGAGGAGCCAGUGACUGCUGCUCUACGUCAAGGCCAGGUCUUCUCCCUGAGACGCCUUGACUUCUCUCUGGUUGUCACAGUGACACCCCUCCCCUUCCUGCACCUGGGCGAGGAGUUCAUUGACCCCAAAAGCCACAAGUUUGUCAUGAAGCUUCAAUCAGAGACUUCUGUGUAGGAGGAAGGUGAUAAAUAAUGGACGGAAGAAAGAAGAAGGAUGUUGGCUCAAAGUUACUAAUCUUCGUGCUUUCAGGGUAUCUUUUUUUAUAUACCUUUUUUGCAUAGUUAUUUUUAAUGAUUUUAUAUUUGUUUAUAAGCGUGACAUCCAAAUAUGCAAAGAAGACAUGGUUAAAAUGCUAGGAAGCUACAGAGAAAAAAAUCAUGCCUGCAGAACUACCCUAUCUCUGACCAUGUUCCUCUUUUCUGGUGAACAAGUGGACAUUUAUACCGAAGUGCUGACUCUUAACUUCUGCUUACACUGCAGACUCCUUUAAACUUCCAUGGUACGUAUGAUGCGUCGUACGUAUAUACUCUCACUCUUUGUCAGAGCUAAUCUUACUUCUUUUUUUCUCUUUUACUUGAACUUCUUGUGUGGCCUUUACAGGCUAUAAAAUCUACUAAAAAAGGUCAGGCCUUCUCUCACCUUUUGUGCAUUGACAGGAUUCACUGACUGAAACAAAUGGAGAUGAUGCUACUUUUGAACUGCUUCCUCUAUGUUUGAUUCCACUGAAAAGUUUACUGAAAGUGGGCAGAUGAACUUUCCGCUCCAAGUAUGAAGUAAAAAACACUGGAUGGACUUGAUGCACUGAAUAUUUCAUAAUCAGUUUGUUUGUUGAUCUCCUGCUUAGGUUCUGUUGAACCACUUCUCAUUUCUACAAAUCCACCCACGGAAAUGUGUGUAACGGCGUACACUUUAACUUUCUAAGCACAAUGUGGACAAAGUAUAGGAGACGAGUUUAAGUCCAGUAUCACUGGUAACAGAUAUUUUCACACUCCAGGAUAACACCGCCGAGUACCACCGAUGUGCUUCUUUUUGGCAGCUUGAUGUUAAUUACUGUCUUUUUUGAUAUUUUGCAACGUGAGUGGGUGAAUUUGUGUGUGUGAUUGAGCAACUUGACAAAGUGGGGAGAGGCCCAAAAGCCCAUAGGUCAUUCCAUCUAUGUAAUUUGAUUAAAAAUUAGUUUAUUUUUUAUUAAUUUUCACAUUUACGGUACAAUAUAAAUUAAAUUGCAACCUUCAUUACCAAACCGUAUGACCCUGAGAGAGAUA